Schistosoma spindalis is the source of this 3682-nucleotide messenger RNA. The record is from the annotation of a GenBank genome assembly. Lineage: Eukaryota; Metazoa; Platyhelminthes; Trematoda; Strigeidida; Schistosomatidae.
UCGUGGUAUGGUUGAUUGUUUUCUCACUGUUGUAGUUGUUGCUCAUACUCUUACUGAAGUAUGGAAUAAACGUUUAAUUUGAGUUAAUCAUUGCAUCAUAGCAUAUAUGUGGGAAUGAGUCGUCCUGUCACUGGUGCAAAGUCACCCAUCCUCUUGUACAUGAGAUUUCGUUUCUGGUCGUUAUUGAAUAUCUGGAUAGACGAUGGAUGUAGCAUUGUGAAGUUGUUCUGUGUAUUUUAUAUUCGUGUGGUUACUUGCUCUCUUAAUUGUUCUCACUGGCAUUUCUUCUCGAAUUGGCUUUGUGUGCUGCUAUUGUGGCUGAGUGAUUUACUUCGUAGAAUGAAUAAACAGUCGUCAACAUUUGGUACUGCUGCUGAAAUCCAUAGACUGUUUGAACUUACCUAAUAUCGGUUAAUGAGAACGAGUGAUAGACGAAGCCUAAUGAAUAACCUCGUAGCCGAGCCAUCACAAGGUGAAACGAGGUUUUCACUGUCAGUGGUGUUGGUUGUAAUGUGCGUCUACAGGAAAUGAUGAAGUUGAUGACAGAAGAGUGUUAUGCGAAAUGAUUGGCAAUUGGUUGGCGUUUUCUGCAUUGAUAAUGAUGCUACGAUGGUACAUACUGGAUGCUUAAUGUUUGAUGCCGGUUUAACUUUAUGUCUGGGAAGUUCUGUGGUCUCUCAACGCUAUUGUACAGAUGUUGUUGAUGCAGUUUGACGUGACGAAUCAUAACAUCUCCAUAUGUAUAUGUUUUUAAAUAUAUUGUUAUUCUGAUGAUUCAAUAUUUUUUUAUUUGAACUCUGCUUAAUUGUUUCUACUGUCGCUAGAUUGAUAGAUAGAUAGGUAGGUAGGUAUGUAGUUAGGUUAGGAAGUAUAGAGGGAGAUAGAUUGAUAGAUCAUUAAUUGUCUCUCGAGUCAAAUUCAUCUUUCUAUCGAUACAGUUUGAUUGUGGUUGCUCCUUGAGUGUUGAUUGGAUUUGGUUUAUUGAGUAAGUGAGCUGCGAUUGAUUUUAGUGACAAAUUGUUUCAUAUCUAGUCUAGUAAAAGUAACCAAUCCCAUAGAUAGAAUAGUGGUUGGAGUUAUCUAAGGAAGAUAAGGUAGUUUAGGCAAAAUAAAAGAUGAGCAGAUAUGUGGGAUUCGUUUGUCAAUUUUUAUAAAAUUUCUAUUGACCUAGUUAUUUACUGAUGAUUUGUAUUAUGGGUAUUAGGUUCUCCACAUCAUAUCUAGAUGCGAAUGUUUCUCUCUAUUCUUACGUUUUUGUUAUUGUUUUUAAAGAUUCGAAUACUUGUAUCAUCUUGUUUUAUGUUUUAGAACAGAUGGGUAUCCGAGGUUUGAGCACGUACAUUGAACGUUGCUUUGGAAACCUAUGCUAUUAUGAAUUGCAUAACGAGCCUUUAGUUAUUGAUGCCGAGAACUUUGCCGCUGUCUGUUAUCGUCAAGCAGCUUUGCGAUGUGAAUUUGGUGGGGAGUAUUUGGCUUUUAAGAGUUAUGUCCAGUUAUACUUAAAAGAGUUUAGUUUGUGUCGUGUGGACCCGAUUUUUGUUUUCGAUGGAUGUCAUCCGAAAGAGGGAACAAAAUUGAAUACUUUGAUGAAGCGGAACAAGGAGUACUUUAAACAACUCUCAUCAGCCCUUCUUAAUGCUAAGUCAAGUUAUAGCACAGAGUUGAACAUUGAUAUACGUCCACGACUUUGCGAAAAUAUUCUCGUUGAAAUUCUGCGUGAAUCUUCAGUGCGAUACAUAGCAUGUGAACGUGAAGCUGAUAUCGGUGCAGCAGAACUUGCUGUUUAUCUUCAAUGUCCUGUUACUAGUAAUGAUUCUGAUUUUUAUAUUUAUCGACCAAAUGAUAAUAAUCAAGUCUAUAAUUUUAUUCCAUUUUCAACUAUUUCACGUUAUUCUAAGCAGAGAUCCGUCCCUUGUUCUACUUGUAAACUGAAUGGUGCUUCAUGUUAUUUCAUGCCGUGUGCAAUUCUUGAUAAUUCAGGACCGUUUUAUAAACUGAAAUAUCCUAUGUUACCACUUUUCGCCAUCCUCGUUGGUAAUGACAUGAUAUCAGAUAUUCGCCUUCCAACUAUCAUCCAUUCACUAAUUCAAACCUCUGAUCUAUUUAACGCGUCCUACUAUCAAAGACGUAUCGAUGCUAUAUUUAAGUGGCUGUUAGGUUUUCGUGACAUAGAAGAACCAUUGUCGUCGGUGUUGUCACUUUACAGCAAAAUCGAAAGAAAUGGUAUUGAAAAGACGAUCCGUUUGAGGAUUUCGGAUUAUCUUCUAGAUGUUUCAGGCGAAAACCUGGCUCAUGAAUUAGGAUUUUCAACUGAACACAAUAUAUCAUCAAGUGUUUCAUCGUCAAGCAAGUUGGGGAAUUCGAACAUUCAGGACCCCACAACUUGUAGGGGUUCUCACUGUGAAUUUCUUUCCAAAUUUUCUAAACCUUUAUUGAAGAGAAAUGAUGAUGAUGAAGACAGUAUAUUUCACCGUUGGCCGAAAGAAUUGAUUAGGCGAUUUAGAUUUAUUGAAUUAAUCCCAUCCAUAUUUGACCAGAUGUAUGUACGAAAUGGUGCUGUUUUACGUCUGGUAGUGGAGGACAUAAAUAUUCCUAAUUCACUUAGCGAAUGUAUAUCCAAGAUGAGAGGUAUUUUAAAUGGACUUAUAUUUGGACUUGAAAACCACUUGGGCACCAAUGGAAAGUUAUGUGGAAUGGAGAAUGAGUGUGUCACUGAGUACAGGAGAAACUUGAAUGGUGAUUUCACGAAGACUUUAAUUUCGGUGAAGCCUCUGAAACCGCCUCGUGCUGCAACGCCUGAGUUGUCGUUCUUAUCUUUUUUCUCGGAAUUUUUCAAUGUGAAUAUGGAGAAAGAUUUUAAGCCUGUUGAAAUACAAGGUUUGGCUAUUUUAUUAGUUCUAUGGUUCAGAUAUUCGUCUCAUGCUCGAAGCGAAGCUGAAAGCAUUCAGACAUCGCCUGUUGGACUUGCGUUGUCAUGUUGUACAAUCGCUAUGAAUUCGAAUAGUGAAUUUCUUUGUAGAAAUGCUGAUGCUGAUGGAGGUUUUGCCAACUCGAUUCUCACACAUCUCGAUAAGUGUGCUGAAUUGGCCAAAUCAGUUUAUUGCCAAAGAAAUCCACCUUUCUUUUCUAUCGAGAAAGUUCACCAACUUAAUGAAUUGCAAAUUAUGGCUUCUAGAUUAAAGAAUCUAGUCGCAAUGCUUGAGGUGCUUUGUCCAUUUUAUAUCUCAAAUAGUACUAAAUUUGACACUUCACCUAUUAGAAAUCCUUUCAUGAGGUUUUACCCACUUUGGAUGUUAUUUGCCAGUGGACGUCUUUUAUAUUGGAUUAGUCAACUUCUAAAAAAUAUUGAUCCAUCUGAACGUUUCGAUAAAGUCAUGAAUGAUUGGCUUCCAAAAUUGCUCAUAGGAACCAAUUCUGGACGUGAACAACAUGAUUGCGCCCAAAAAGAUCUUAGCAAACUUUUCAACCUAAUUGAUAAAUUGAACUGUUAAGAAUUAUUCAUGGUUUCUAUUAUGAACGCUAGAAUUUGUUGUUUUUGAUAGACUGUAAUUUUUAAUUUGUGUAAACAUACAUAACACUUGGAUGGUUUUAUUGUCGAAACUUUUGACUUUCAUGCAGUUGCACACCUAUUUUCUUAAUAACUAGAAUCAUUCAUAUAUUUUAAUAUACAUUUCAUUAAGUU